This is a messenger RNA of Cantharellus anzutake, 3078 nucleotides long. Its product is annotated as glutamine-tRNA ligase. Gene Ontology annotation, molecular function: glutamine-tRNA ligase activity; ATP binding. Gene Ontology annotation, biological process: translation; glutaminyl-tRNA aminoacylation. Gene Ontology annotation, cellular component: cytoplasm; cytosol. The record is from RefSeq and is a predicted model, not a curated record. Bases 99 to 2657 code for a protein of 852 amino acids. Lineage: Eukaryota; Fungi; Basidiomycota; Agaricomycetes; Cantharellales; Hydnaceae. The transcript is spliced from 6 exons.
GUCACAUCCCAUUUCCGUAUCGUCAACGCCUUGAAGUGUUGGUUGUCAAGUCCUAGCCUUGUUGCAAGCGCGGGAACUGAGAGCUGGAAUAACUUUCCAUGCCUCCGAAGUUUAGUCCCGACGAUCCAGCGAUAGCAGCUCUUAUAAGCUCUUUCAAGGCCAUCGGGUUAACUGACUCGAAGGCGAUCGAGGCAGCGCGGAGCCCAAAGAACGCUGCUGCUCUCAAGUCACUUGUUGAUCGGGCGGAUCUUACUAAUGAGGAGAAUUUAGAUGAGAAAAAGGCAACAUUGAUUGCCUCGCUCUCAAAUGCUGCUACUAAAUUGGACGAUCCCGCUCGGUUGUAUGUCGUACGAGCAGUUAUCGACGGGAAGAUCAAGUCAGGGGAACAAGUAUUAGCUGCAGUGAAGUUUCUUGAGACGCGGGGUGGUUCAAUUGAUAGCAAUGCUUUUGACGCUGCGUGUGGAGUCGGUGUUGAAUUAACUCCCGAUGACAUUUACUCGAUCCUUAAAUCCCUCGUGACGAGCCAAAGAAUCGAGGGCUGGGGAUCUCUCCAGUCCGUCUUGAGCGCUGCUAAGAAUGCCACUAAGCUCAGAUGGGCACCGCCUUUAGAGGUAAAGAAUGCGGGUGAUCGCGUCUUUACAGAGUUGUUUGGACCCAAAGAAGUUAUUGACAAAUCCAAGCCCAAAGAAUCCAAGAAAGCUGCGUCGUCUUCAUCCAAAAUUGAGAUGCAAGUCGAGAGUGUCCCUGAUGCUCCCGAAAGAACCAUGUUCGAAGAAGGUUUCCUCGGAAAAUUGCAUAAGCCAGGGGACAAUCCUCAGAUAAAGCCCGAACUCCGCGAAGCACACUUAGCCGCUACGGGUGGAAAAGUCUUUACUCGAUUCCCUCCCGAGCCCAACGGCUACCUCCAUAUUGGCCAUUCAAAAGCCAUUUACAUUGACUUCGGGUACGCUGCUCAUCACAAGGGCCACUGCUAUCUCCGCUAUGAUGACACGAACCCUGAGGCUGAAGAAGGGCGUUACUUUGAGAGCAUCUUGCAAUCUGUCCGGUGGCUUGGUUUUGAGCCAUGGAAGAUCACGUACUCGAGUGAUUACUUCGAUCAACUACAUGCCUUCGCUGUUGAACUCAUAAAGAGGAAUAAAGCAUACGUAUGCCACUGCACUGGCGAGGAAAUAAAUGCGAACCGUGGUGGUGAUAAUCACGGAGCUCGAAAAGCAUGUGCACACCGUUCGCGUCCAAUAUCGGAGUCGUUGAAGGGAUUCGAUGGCAUGAGGGAUGGGAAAUAUAAGUCUGGAGAGGCAAUUCUACGAAUGAAACAGGACCUGGAGAAUGGUAAUCCUCAGAUGUGGGACUUGAUUGCUUAUCGCGUUUUAAAUGCAUCACAUCAUCGAACUGGGACAAAAUGGCGGAUAUAUCCCACAUAUGACUUUACACAUUGUCUUGUGGAUAGUAUGGAGAGUAUCUCCCAUUCGCUGUGUACUACGGAGUUCGUCCAGGCGCGAGAGUCGUAUGAGUGGCUGUGUGACGCUCUAGAAGUGUACAAACCAAGGCAAUCCGAGUUUGGGCGCUUGAACCUCCAAGGCACCAUUACCUCGAAACGGAAAAUCCAACGUCUAGUUCGCGAUGGGCAUGUCUUGGACUGGGAUGAUCCUCGCCUUUACACGCUAGUCGCUCUUCGACGACGAGGUGUCCCUCCGGCCGCCAUCCUUUCGUUCGUCGCUCACCUUGGUGUGUCAACAGCUCUCACUAGCAUCCAAACCGUACGACUUGACCAGACCAUAAGAUCAUAUCUGGAGAACACCGCCCCUCGGUUACUGAUGGUCUUGAAGCCGUUAAAAGUCAUUCUCGUAAAUGUCCCAGAAGACUAUGUUCAGAUGGUGGAUAAGCAGCUACAUCCCAAGGUCCCGGAGUUGGGGAAAACCACCAUCCCCUUCUCUCGCGAGCUCUUCAUCGACAUAGACGAUUUCAGGCUUCAGGAUUCAAAAGAUUACUUCCGCCUUGCGCCCGGGAAGACAGUUGGUCUUUUCCAAGCCCCUCAUCCCAUCACUUGCACAUCGUACAAGGUGGAUCCCACAACGAACGAGGUCGUGGAGCUAAUUUGCAGUUUGGAGGAUGGAUCUGCGGGUCCCAUUCCACCUAAACCUAAAGCGUUUAUCCAAUGGGUUGCGAACCAUCCCCCUUCUGGCAGUCCUGUCGUUGUCGAUGAAACCCGGAUUUUCAACCAGCUUUUCAAGAGCGAUAAUCCGGCUGCUUCGGAUGAUUUUAUCAAGGAUAUCAAUCCCAAUAGUCUCGAAGUAGUGAAAGGCGCACUGGUUGAAAUUGGAUUGUGGCCGUUGGCGAAGAAACUUUUCACCGAGGCUAGGCAGGAGGCCGAACUUCGGACCAAUAAAGCGUUGAAGGAAGGGGAAGUUGUGUCUCAAUCGGGCUCUACAAACGACCCACACGGAGACACGCCCGUGCCAACGAUAGACCAACUUGUCGGCAACGAAUGCGUUCGUUUCCAAGGUUUACGCGUGGCAUACUUUGCCUUGGACAAGGAGUCCAUUGUAGGCUGCCUCGAUGAGAAGGAUGAUGCAAGUGCUGGGGCACGUACAGGGGAUCGAAUCAUCCUUAAUCGUAUAGUAAGCUUGAAGGAGGAUGCCGGUAAGAAAGCGGUAUAAAUUUGUCCAAGCAGGUGUAUGAUUAGGUAUACAUACAUGUAACAACACGACUGCUGUUGUAGCAUAAUAGUUUCAGAUUAAACGGGCAACAGCGUCUGCCUCCUUUCGGCGUCUCGCGCCUGAUUCUCGUUCGGCAGCAUUUCGACCUUCUAGGCCAUACCUGGAUAGCUUUUCAAGUAAGCUCUUCAGAUUCUUUGGAUUUAUGACCGAAUAUUGUGAUCUUCGGGUUGCUGGUUGUAGAUACGUUGAAACUUGAUUGUUCAUGGCGAUGUUGCAAGCCUAACACAAUCUUUAAGCACCCGAUAGAUAAUUGAUAACCCUGUAGACUACAGUACCAUGCGCAACUCUUGGAACGAGGUGAAUGACCUCCCAAGAUUCUUGAACUCGGUAUCCAGAAAGUCAAUGUCCACCAUGAGAUUCG